Molecule: messenger RNA, 600 nt
Organism: Papaver somniferum (opium poppy)
Lineage: Eukaryota; Viridiplantae; Streptophyta; Magnoliopsida; Ranunculales; Papaveraceae
Exons: 2
Coding region: 1-600 (199 amino acids)
Source: RefSeq, a predicted model, not a curated record
AUGUGGAUUCACUCAACAAUUUCGGAUUCUGUGAUUGCUCAUUUCUCAACAUCAACAACAUCACAUCAUCUUUGGUCCAGUAUUGAAGAACGAUUUUCUAGAGCAUCUUCAACUCACUCAAUUCAAUUGCGUACAAAGUUGUUAUCUAUCACUCAAGGUAAUAAGUCUAUUCCUUCAUUGAAUAAUGAGAUCAAGACAUUAUCUGAUCAGUUAGCUGCUGCUGGAGAGAUUAUCUCAGACAAAGAAUUGGUUGUUGUUACUUUAAAAACAUUACAUUCCGAUUACAUUCCAUUUGCUACUGCAAUGCGUCACAGAAAUCCACCAGUUACAUGGGUAACUUUAGAGGAGGUUAUAAUCAUUACAGGGGAAACUCUUCUAGAGGUAGAGGACACAAUGCUGGAAGAUAUGCAAACCCCAACAUAUUUGGAAGAUAUAACUCAGGUAGAGGUCACUCUUCAGCACCAGAAUAAGAAGCUUGUCAGCUAUGCAAACAAUCUUGCACCAAAUUGUACCCAGAAACUCAACUUCUCCUGUCAAGGAAGACCUCCACCAUCUAAUCUCAGUGCAAUGCUAGCAGCUGCUGACAUCUUUGAUACUUAA